GGACCGUUUUGGACGAAGAGAGCCACUGAUAAGCUCGAUCUGAUACCCUCCCUACUCCAUACUGUAGAUACCUGGUUCCCCUCCAGCUCUGCCUGGUUAUCGCGGCUUAUCUCCGAUCUUUAUCAGAGGACCGAGUUCGGUACCCCUCAUCGUUCCCCUCUCGAUUCGAUUAGUACUAUAUAAGAGACAGAGGCCAGGAGGGAGGGGCUCGAGUCCUACUUCGACUGCAUAUCCCUACCUCUCUUCCCCGACAUACUCCGUUCGAAUACGAUACCUCAGACACCUCCAACAUGGGCAAGAAGCGCGUUUUGGUCAGUUAUGGAGUCGAUAUCGAUGCCGUCGCUGGCUGGCUGGGAUCAUAUGGCGGAGAGGACAGCUCCAGCGAUAUCAGUCGAGGUCUCUGGGCCGGUCACAUCGGUACGACUCGCCUCCUCAAACUCUUCGAGAAAUACGGCAUCAAAGCCACCUGGUUCAUCCCAGGCCACAGUCUCGAGACCUUCCCCGAAGAAUGCGCCAUGGUGCGUGAUGCCGGCCACGAGAUCGGUCUCCACGGCUACACGCAUGAAAACCCCUCCGACAUGACCCUCGAGCAGCAACGGGAUAUCCUAGACAAGACCUAUCACAUGCUGUAUGAAUUCUGUGGCAAACCGCCGCGGGGUAUCGUUGCGCCGUGGUGGGAGACCAGCAAAGAGAUGGCGGAUUUGUUGCUCUCGUACGGAAUCGAAUACGAUCAUUCCAUGUCGCAUCAUGAUUGUCAGAUGUAUUGGUUACGGACGGGGGAUACGUGGACCAAGAUUGAUUAUACCCAGAAGGCGGAGACGUGGAUGAAGCCGUUGGUGAGAGGGCAGGAUACUGGGCUCGUGGAGAUCCCCGGGAACUGGUAUAUUGAUGAUUUGCCGCCGAUGAUGUUUAUUAAGUCGGCGCCAAAUAGUCAUGGUUGGGUGAACCCGAGGGAUGUAGAGGAUAUUUGGAAGGAUCAUUUUGAUUACUUCUAUCGGGAGUACGAUGAAUUUGUCUUUCCGAUGACGAUUCAUCCCGAUGUGUCGGGUCGUCCGCACGUUCUUCUUAUGCAUGAAAGAAUCAUUGAACACAUAAACAAGCACGAGGGCGUGGAGUGGGUGACAUUCGAGCAGAUGUGCGAUGAGUUCAAGAGCAAGAACAAGCCACCGGAGGGCGCAAGGAUGCCUGCUCCUCCUAUGCCGCUAAAGAAAUGACAAUCAGGCAUACGAAAUGGGUCGAUCGUGUUUGAUGGUGGAUGGAUUGCGUACACUCCAGGAGGUCCGCGGUCCAGUGUAUGAGAUAAGAGUCUAAUAAACGAUACCUGGAUAUU
Messenger RNA from Aspergillus ibericus CBS 121593, 1330 nucleotides. RefSeq names its product polysaccharide deacetylase family protein. Gene Ontology annotation, biological process: carbohydrate metabolic process. Lineage: Eukaryota; Fungi; Ascomycota; Eurotiomycetes; Eurotiales; Aspergillaceae. The transcript is spliced from 4 exons. Gene Ontology annotation, molecular function: hydrolase activity, acting on carbon-nitrogen (but not peptide) bonds. The record is from RefSeq and is a predicted model, not a curated record. Bases 291 to 1214 code for a protein of 307 amino acids.